AUGAUACUGCAGAUCUCUCUGGUUGACAUUGAGAAAUGCAUUGGUGACUCUCCUUCAGAAUCCCACUGUGAAAAUCUCUGCACUGACCUGUUUGACAGUGGAGGUUUUGGUGCUGCUGAAUUGCUUAUCCUCACAGUGAUGUCCUAUGACCGCAACGUGGCCAUCUGCCGCCCGCUGCACUAUGAGAUCAUCAUGAACAAGGGGGCCUGUAGGCGGAUGGCGGUGGCUUCAUAUGUCAGUGCAUUGGUUUAUGGAGCCAUGCUUGCUUCAGCGACAUUUUCAACAAAUUUCAGUUCCAAUAAAAUCCACCAUUUCUUCUGUGAUAUCCCUCAGAUUUUGGUGAUCUCAGACCCCAAAAUGAACAUAGAUGAAGCUUCAGUGUCAUUAAUCGGUGCAAUUAUGACAAUAAUGUGUUUCACCUCCAUUUUAUAUUCCUAUGUCAACAUCUUCUCUGCUGUCUUGAAGAUCUCCUCCAAGGAGGGAAGGUCCAAAACCCUGUCCACAUGCAUCCCUCAUCUGGUGGUUGUGGCACUGUUCACUUUCACAGGUGCCUUGGCCUACUUGAAGCUUCCCUCUCCCUCUCAGACCAUCCUGGACCUCCUUCUGUCUGUUUCUUAUACUGUGUUGCCUCCAAUUAUGAACCCCAUCAUAUACAGCCUGAGAAAUAAGGUUAUGAAGGCAGCACUGGAGAGGGUUCUGAUUAAAGAAGUACAGAAAAUAUUUUAA
This is a messenger RNA of Manis pentadactyla (Chinese pangolin), 726 nucleotides long. RefSeq names its product putative olfactory receptor 14L1. The record is from RefSeq and is a predicted model, not a curated record. The transcript has 2 exons. The coding region runs from base 1 to 726 and encodes 241 amino acids. Gene Ontology annotation, biological process: G protein-coupled receptor signaling pathway. NCBI's taxonomy places the organism in Eukaryota, Metazoa, Chordata, Mammalia, Pholidota, Manidae. Gene Ontology annotation, cellular component: membrane. Gene Ontology annotation, molecular function: odorant binding; olfactory receptor activity.